AUGGCAGCCAACUUUACCGUGUCAGUGGACGAGAUCUCCUGCCCAGUGUGCCACGACAUCUUCACCUGCCCUGUUGUCCUGUCGUGUAGCCACAGCUUGUGUAAGGACUGUCUGCAGCAGUGCAGGACAGCCGGCUUCCAUAAAUGUCCGCUGUGCCAGAGAGCGUGUCCCCCCGGGACCGAGCCCCCUGUUAACCGGGCUUUGAAGAAUCUCUGUGAGCGGUUCCACCUGGAACAGGAAGUCGCAGGGGGCUCGGAGGCUCUCUGCGGUCGGCACGGCGAGAAACUGAAGCUCUUCUGUCUGGUGGAUAAACAGCCGAUAUGCGCCGACUGCGUGCCGGAUUUGCACGACCGUCAUAAAUGCUGUCACUUAAAGGUAGCAGUGCAUGACCAUAAGAUGAGGAUGCAGGCGGCCCUGAAGCCCUUACAGGAGAAGCUGGAAAACUUUAAAAAGAUCAGUGAAACUAGAGAUCAAAAACUGCAUCACAUCACGAGCCAGGUUCAGCAAACAGAGAAGCAGAUCAAAGAGGAGUUUCAGGAGCUGCACCAGUUCUUGCGCCAAGAGGAGGCAGCCAGGAUCGCAGCCCUCAGAGCGGAGGAGAUACAGAGGAGCCAGACUCUGAGCAGGAAGAUGGAGGAAGUGGUCAGAAAGAUGAAGGCCCUUUCAACCACAGUCAAAGCCAUAGAGCAGGAGAUGGGCAAAGAUGAUGUUUCAUUCCUGCAGAAUUACAAUGCAACAAUGAAACAGACUCAGUGCACAGUGCAGGACCCAGAUGUCUCGGGAGUGCUAAUCGAUGUGGCCAAACACCUGGGCAACCUGAAGUUCCAAGUCUGGCAGACGAUGACGGGAAUGGUGAAGCACACUCCUGUUAUUCUGGACCCCAACACAGCCGGACCCUUCCUUAUAUUCUCUAAGGAUCUGACCAGUGUCACGUCAAGCAAAGCAUAUCCCACGGAUGCCACUCUUUUUGGCUCACAAGGAUUCAGCUCAGGGAAACACCAGUGGGAUGUUGAAUUUCACCGAUAUACUAUUGUAGAUAUAGGUAUUGCCGAGGAGUGUCAAAAAGAGAGAUGGAUAAUUGAUGACUUGAAUCUGAAGAUCUUGCCUGCCAAGAUCGAAGUCCUGCUGAAGAAAGUUCAGUGA
Conger conger (European conger) is the source of this 1143-nucleotide messenger RNA. RefSeq names its product E3 ubiquitin-protein ligase TRIM35-like. Gene Ontology annotation, molecular function: zinc ion binding. Lineage: Eukaryota; Metazoa; Chordata; Actinopteri; Anguilliformes; Congridae. The record is from RefSeq and is a predicted model, not a curated record. The coding region runs from base 1 to 1143 and encodes 380 amino acids. The transcript has 7 exons.